AUGUCUUUGCCUCAGCGGCCGGGGAAGACUUCCCCGCGAAGAGAAGAGACGUCGGCCUUCCGAGAGCCUUCGCGCAGACGACGGCGCGAAUCUGACAGUCUAAGUAACAAUGACCCCACGAGUCCACGGCAUCACAGACAUCACCGUUCGCAUAGUUCACGACACCAACAUGAUAUAGACGAGGAGCGGGCUGAAGAGGGUGGGAUAAGGCGAAAGAGGAGUUUGGUUAAGCCAGAAAGAGGUCGCAUGGAUCCGAGUCACCCAAAUUACCUUUACCGCCAAAAAACCCAAAACAUGCCCACGUACAAUCCAAUGACAGGUAACGAACCGCUGAUACAUGAAGAGGGAGAAGCGGAGACAAACAGUACACCGAGUAUGGAUUCGAAGCGCAAAGAUGCCCUGUACGGUGCGCAUGGGAAUGUCAACAAGCCCAUGGAGCGGGUCCCGACAAGACACCGAUCGAAGAAGAGGAAGGGCUCCAGAAAAAUCUCCAAACGCGAGGCGGCGGCGGAGAAGAGAAGGCGGAAAGCCAUGGAGCAGGUGCGACCUCCCAGCUUAUGGACAACAUACUGUUCAGUGAUCACAUUUUGGGCGCCCGACUUCGUCUUGAAGUGCUUUGGGAUGCCGCAAAAAGCCCAACGAAGCGCGUGGCGGGAAAAGAUCGGUCUCAUCAGUAUAAUCCUGAUGAUCGCGGCAUUUGUCGGUUUCCUCACGUUCGGUUUCACGGCUACUGUAUGCGGAACUCCUCCCACGCGAUUGAAAAUCAAUGAGAUCGGCAGCGGCUACAUGAUAUUCCACGGUCAAGCAUAUGAUCUGACCAAGUCAACGCAUCCUGCGGCCGCGGGUAUACCGGACAUGACCAAUGUCCUUUAUGACCUGCCGCACAAGUAUGGAGGCCAAGAUGGAAGCUUUUUCUUCCAGGAGGUAAACGGAGCUUGCAAGGGGUUAAUCACGCGGACCGAGAAUUCUGAUAUUCCCACUAAUUCCAACGGUGACCUUGCCUGGUAUUUCCCAUGCCAUGCUUUCAACCAGGAUGGCUCAUCCGAGCCCAACACGACGGUCUCUUAUUACAAUGGCUGGGCUUGCCAUACAUCUGGGUCAGCCCGUAAGUCUUUUUACAGCUUGAAAAACUCGGGUGAUGUCUAUUUCACCUGGGAAGAUACAAAGAACACAAGUCGGAAACUUGCAGUCUACUCUGGGAAUGUGCUUGAUCUAAACCUUCUGAACUGGUUCGACGAUACCCAGGUGAAUUACCCAACGAAAUUCAAGGACCUUCGUGAUAAUGAUGAUAUACGCGGAGUUGAUCUCACAUAUUACUUCCAAACCGGCGAGGACAAGCAAAUCGGCAAAUGUUUGUCUCAAAUAAUCAAGGUUGGGAGUAUCGACACCGACACAGUGGGCUGCAUCGCCUCCCAGGUUGUUUUGUAUGUGUCUCUGAUCUUCAUCCUGUCUAUCGUCAUUGUCAAGUUUGCCUUUGCGCUUCUUUUUCAGUGGUUCCUUGCUCCAAGAUUUGCGGCACAGAAGACUAGCAUGGGCGCGGUCGACUCGAAGGCUCGGAAUCAACAGAUUGAGGAUUGGUCAAAUGACAUCUACCGACCUGGUCCUCGUCUUGCGGACCCCGUUCCAGGUGAUCGAAUGAGCAAAAGGGCCAGUUUCCUGCCGACCACUUCGCGCUUCUCUAGCCCGUAUACAGUGAGCAACGGUGGAAAGCAGAAACCCCAAUGGGUAACCAUGGCAAGCCAGAAUUCUACCACUCGAUUGGUUCCCCCUGCCAGCGGCACUACUCCGUCCAUAUACAGGCAGAGUCACAACGGUCUCGGCAACGUGAGUGUGGAUAACUCACGGCUUAACCCAUCUGCUAGCAGAACAAGCUUGGUUCAGGAUUCACGUUAUUCGACUGUUAUACCGGACUCUGAGGGCAUUGGGUCGGCCGGCUACGUGCAUGAGCUUGUUGUCCCUCAACCACCCCCUGACUGGCAGCCCUAUGGCUUUCCUCUGGCUCAUGCAAUGUGCUUGGUUACCUGCUACUCGGAGGGUGAAGAAGGUAUUCGCACGACAUUGGACUCUAUUGCGUUAACGGACUACCCGAACAGCCAUAAAUCCAUAGUCGUGAUUUGUGACGGUAUCAUCAAGGGUAAAGGUGAAGAGUUUUCCACACCCGAUAUUGUUCUCCGCAUGAUGCGGGAUCCUAUCAUCCCUCCGGAAGAAGUCGAGGCAUUUUCGUAUGUAGCUGUCGCUACCGGUUCCAAGCGCCAUAACAUGGCCAAGGUCUAUGCCGGAUUUUACGACUACGGAGAACACUCCAUCAUCCCUGUCGAGAAGCAGCAGCGCGUUCCGAUGAUGAUCAUUGUGAAAUGUGGCACGCCGGCAGAAGCAACUGCUGCAAAGCCCGGUAACAGAGGAAAGAGAGACAGCCAGAUUAUUCUCAUGUCUUUCUUGCAGAAGGUCAUGUUUGACGAGAGAAUGACCGAGCUAGAGUAUGAAAUGUUCAACGGGCUCUUGCACGUAACUGGUAUUCCGCCAGAUUUCUAUGAGGUUGUGCUCAUGGUCGACGCGGAUACCAAAGUUUUCCCGGACAGUUUGACGCAUAUGAUCUCCGCAAUGGUCAAGGACCCCGAGGUGAUGGGCCUGUGUGGUGAGACAAAGAUUGCAAACAAGACUGAUAGCUGGGUGACCAUGAUCCAAGUCUUUGAGUACUUUGUUUCUCACCACCAGUCGAAAGCAUUCGAAUCGGUGUUCGGUGGUGUUACCUGUCUCCCAGGGUGUUUCUCAAUGUAUCGAAUCAAAGCACCUAAGGGUGGCCAGAACUACUGGGUGCCGAUUCUUGCGAACCCUGAUAUCGUCGAACAUUACUCGGAAAACGUCGUGGACACCUUGCACAAGAAGAACUUGCUGCUUCUGGGUGAGGAUCGUUAUCUGUCCACUCUCAUGCUUCGAACGUUCCCUAAGCGCAAGCAAAUAUUCGUUCCUCAAGCUGUUUGUAAGACAGUGGUGCCCGACAAGUUCAUGGUGCUCUUAUCCCAACGACGUCGCUGGAUCAACAGUACAGUCCACAACCUCAUGGAGCUGGUCUUGGUUCGAGACCUGUGCGGUACGUUCUGCUUCAGUAUGCAGUUCGUCAUCUUCGUUGAGCUGGUCGGAACUGUCGUACUCCCCGCCGCCAUUUCUUUCACCAUCUACGUCGUUGUUUCUUCAAUCAUCAAACAGCCUGUCCAAAUCAUCCCGCUGGUCUUGCUCGCCCUUAUUCUUGGACUUCCUGGAGUCCUGGUCGUUGUGACGGCUCACCGACUUGUCUAUGUCUUGUGGAUGCUUGUAUACCUCAUUUCGCUGCCAAUCUGGAACUUCGUCCUCCCUACGUACGCAUACUGGAAAUUCGACGACUUCAGUUGGGGCGAUACUCGAAAGACCGCUGGUGAGAAGGACAAGGGCCACGAAGACGGCGAGGGAGAAUUCGACAGCAGUAAGAUCACGAUGAAGAGAUGGCGCGACUUUGAGAAAGAUCGUCGCUUAAGAAUGCAAGCUGGGUGGCAGCUGCCGGUCGGUGGGCAUCCGCCAAUGCCAUAUGAACCGUAUCCGGAAUACUAGUAUCUGCGAUCUACCUCUUGCAUUCCCUUCAUGUCAUGACAUAUUGUACAUUGCGAUUUGAUUUCUUUCUGGAUAUAGCUGGUAGUGUUCUUGUGUCUAUAGUAUAGUGGCCUUUAAGAGCGGGAUCCCAUGUUAACUUCGGGAUUCUGUGAAAAAUAAUACCAAAGC
This is a messenger RNA of Aspergillus nidulans FGSC A4, 3753 nucleotides long. RefSeq names its product chitin-UDP acetyl-glucosaminyl transferase chsD (gene chsF). The coding region runs from base 1 to 3585 and encodes 1194 amino acids. The transcript has 3 exons. Lineage: Eukaryota; Fungi; Ascomycota; Eurotiomycetes; Eurotiales; Aspergillaceae. Gene Ontology annotation, cellular component: plasma membrane. The record is from RefSeq and is a predicted model, not a curated record. Gene Ontology annotation, molecular function: hexosyltransferase activity; chitin synthase activity.